AAGCGCAGAACAUUUGUAUAAACGAUUCAUGUAAGAAAAGAUGUUUAGUAAGAUUAGUAACAGCCGAAUGAUAAGGUCACAUUAACUAUGAUUGAUAAACAAACUUACGUGCACGAUUACGAGGAUUACCAAAAAUACGUGAAUUUGACCACUGAAGUAAAUCGUUGGAUUUUAGAACCACUGGGUAUCUGGCCACUGGACAAAGGUUCCAUUGAAGUAUCUUGGAAAGACAAGUGUUUACGUCGUUUGAAAAGUAUCAUUUUUUAUUUCCUCAUGAUCUUUGUCUUUGCAUGCUGCUGUCCUUACAUGAUUUUUGAAGUUGAAAGUACCUAUGACAAAUUGAGACUUACUGGACCAUUGAGUUUUUGCAUUAUGGCAAUUCUUAAAUAUGUCUUUUUGACAUUACAUGAAAAAGAAAUUCAAUCGUGUAUCGGGUUUAUCGAAAUGGAUUGGAAAAGUGUUAAAAAUUUCAAGGACGAACAAAUAAUGAUCGACAAAGUUUACUCGGGUCGUCGUUUAGUUAACAUUUGCAAUGUAUUCACAUUCGGUGCUGCUGGAUUUUAUUAUAUCAUUUUACCUGUCAUGAGUAACAAAAUUUUUCUACCUGACGUUAAUGUCACUUACAGACCAGCACCAUUUCCGGUUACUAAAUUUCUCGUAGACAUUCGUUACAGUCCUGCAAAUGAAAUAGUUAUACUCAUUCAAUGUCUUUACGGAUUUGCCGCACAUUCGAUAGCAGCCGGUACUUGCAGUUUAGUUGCAAUUUUUACGAUGCAUGUUUGCGGUCAAUUGAGAGUUCUCAUCAAUUGGUUGGAACAUUUGUUGGAUGGCAGAGAAGAUUUGUGUUGUAAUGUGGACGGCAGAAUGGCGAGUAUCAUUCGACAACAUGUUCAAAUUUUAAAAUUUAUAUCGAUAACUGAAAAUUUGUUACACGAAGUUUCUUUGAUUGAAGUUGUUGGGUGUACAUUGAACAUAUGUUUACUUGGCUAUUAUUGCAUUAUGGAAUGGGACAUCACUGAAAUAUUAGGAUGCCUAACUUACACUAUUAUACUAACGUCUAUAACUUUUAAUAUUUUUAUAUUUUGUUACAUUGGCGAACUUCUAAUGGAACAGGUGAACGAAUUAAGUGAACGAUCCUACGGGAUUGAUUGGUAUCGUUUGCCAGGUAAAACAGCACGAUCAUUGAUCCUUUUAAUUGCAAUGUCAAGAACAACGACAAAAUUAACCGCAGGAAAUUUUAUGGACCUCUCUUUGAGCAGUUUCAGUGACAUUAUCAAAUCAUCGGUCGCAUAUUUGAAUAUGUUACGUGCAAUGACGUAA
This is a messenger RNA of Polistes dominula (European paper wasp), 1320 nucleotides long. RefSeq names its product odorant receptor 82a-like. Gene Ontology annotation, biological process: sensory perception of smell; detection of chemical stimulus involved in sensory perception of smell. Gene Ontology annotation, molecular function: olfactory receptor activity; odorant binding. Lineage: Eukaryota; Metazoa; Arthropoda; Insecta; Hymenoptera; Vespidae. Gene Ontology annotation, cellular component: plasma membrane. The record is from RefSeq and is a predicted model, not a curated record.